This is a messenger RNA of Rhodotorula toruloides NP11, 687 nucleotides long. Its product is annotated as reverse transcriptase-RNase H-integrase. Bases 1 to 687 code for a protein of 228 amino acids. Lineage: Eukaryota; Fungi; Basidiomycota; Microbotryomycetes; Sporidiobolales; Sporidiobolaceae. The transcript is spliced from 2 exons. Gene Ontology annotation, molecular function: nucleic acid binding. The record is from RefSeq and is a predicted model, not a curated record.
AUGGUCUCGCUGUUCGGGCUGCCCGAGCGGAUGAUGUCAAACCGGGACAAGCUGUUCACGUCGCGCUUCUGUCACACGCUGCACUUGUGGCUUGGUGUCAAGUUACAGAUGUCGACGGCCUUCCACCCGGAGACGGGCGGGAGCCGCGAGCGGAUGAACAAGACGGCCGUCCAGUGGAACAUGAAGUUCAAGGAGGUGCAAAAGACACUUGCAGUCUCGAAGGUCAGACAGGCGGAACAGGCGAACAAGCGGAGGUCGGACGAGGAGAGUCAGGAGACCUUCGCAAAAGGCGAUCUCGUCCUCGUUGAUUUGCGGGACAGGAGGAUGCACUACAAGUCUAAGCAUGGUGACGAACAAGCUGCAAAGCUCUUCCCACGGUGGGACAGACUGUUCAAGGUUGUCGAGGUCUUUCCCGACACUUCGACUUAUCGUCUCCAGCUCACGCACGUCGACAAGUCGCACCCGGCCUUCCACAUCUCAAAGGUCAAAUGCUACAACCCCAACGACACCAACAAUUUCCCGUCCCGCGAACCGCCACGACCCGGACCCAUCGACGUCGACGGCGAGGAGGAAUACGAGGUCAAGGCGAUUGUCGAUGAGAAGGGCAAGGGCCGCGGGCUGCCUAUUUGGUCAAGUGGCGCGGCUACCCGGACGCGUACAAUGGAAGGGAACCGCUGGAGAACUUGA